GUCGGCUCCGCAGUGUCAGUGAGCGGGUCAGCGCGAUUCGCUGCCAGAAACAGAGACGAGUGAACGGAAGGAACCAUGAACAAGGACGACGAAGAAGACAAGACAAACAAGAAGAGCCAGAGCCGCAGCCGCACCAGGGAGUCCUCUGGCUCCUCGGACCCCGACUUCGAGACGUCGGCGGCGGUGGGCGGCCGGCGCGGUGGCUACGCGACCCGCCGGACGCGCCAGGUCGAGUCGGAUCCGCCUCCGCACGACCUCAGCCGGAUCCUGCCGCGGGAUCCGCCCGACUGCCUCCGGCGCGGCACCAAGCGGAAGUCGCAGAGCUCACCGCGGCUUCUGUGCUUCGACCCUGCCCCAGAGGACUCUGGAGGAGGUCUGGCCCCGGCCGCCGCAGGAAGAGCGUUCACCUCCGCAGGAGGAGCGUCCAUCUCUGCAGGAAGAGCGUCCACCUCUGCUGGAGGAGCGUCCACCUCUGCAGGAAGAGCGUCCACCUCUGCAGGAGGAGCGUCCACCUCUACAGGAAGAGCGUCGACAUCUAGCGGAGGCCCGUCCACCGCCCCAGGGGGCCCGUCGACCUCCGCUGCAGCCGGAGCCCGAGACAGCGCGACUCCGAACGUGGCCGCCGGUGGGAGCCGCGAUGGACUGGACCUGUCGAUGCUGGGUUCUCGCGUCAGCACGCCGACUGCCGGGCCGUCCCUAGGUCAGCUGUACAAGAUUCGGCUGGCGGUGGCGGCUGCCAGUCGCAGCGCAGGCGCCUCCCGGCCCGCCAGCGGCUCCGUGGACGUCUCAUCGGUGUCGUCGGUGGUCAGUACCCCGGAGGGUAGCGCGUCCGCUCCGUGGGCGGACACCGAGACGGACUCUCAGCCGCCGCGGCUCGGCAGUCCGGAGGCCAGCACUCCGGCCGCCUCCUCGGCUAGCGCCUCGCCCACCUUCGGGCCACCUCUGCUGUGCCCAGUCGUCGAGCGGCUGCCUGAGGCUCUGGCAGCAGCCGCGAGGCCAGAGGCCAGCAGACCGCAGCCGCCGCGGCCGGCGUCGCAGAGGCGGAAGCGACCACCCGCGCGUCGUUCCCGGUCAACCUCUACAACGAGGAGACCUCCCAGCAGCCCACUGACCGCCGGCCCGCGCUCGGCCUUCGCCAGCGUGUCUGCUGAACCUGCGGCGGCCUCCCGAGCUUCCAGUGUCUCCGGUGCUUCCAAUGUCUCCGGAGCUUCCAGCCAGGCUGUCGCGGAGACCCAUACCACUGGACUGGGCCUGCUGUGUCAGGCGGCGGAGGCUGCCGAGGCGAUGGCAGCAGCUGCACAAACGUUCACGGCUGCUGCGGAGGUGUCGGCGGCUGCUGCGAAUGCGGCACGUUCGGAGCCACAGAGCCGAGCAGGAGGGCGGAUAGCGUUAGCGACGUCAUCGUUCGGAACGGCAGCCGUAACGACGUUUUCGUCCGGAAUUGCAACUGCAAUUGCAACGUCUUCUGCCAGUCCCGUUACCGCGCCUUCUGCCGGUCCCACGGAUGAGACAUCUGCCGGGCCCACGACGGAGACAUCCGCCGGUCUCGCGAGGUCUUCCUCCGCCGGUCUCGCGUCAACGUCCUCCGCCGUCCCAGGGACACCAGAACGGAUCGCUGGAGGAGGCGACGGGCGGUCUCCUGGCCCGUCAUCGCGCCAGGGAACUCCGCUCAAACUCUACCGUGUGGGCGCGAAGACGGCGGACGGUUCUUGCUGCUGGACCACCAUCUCCCCACACAAGGACAGCGGCAGGGCCAGCGGGACCGCCGCCUCAGCCGGACCAUCUGGCGUGAAAUUCAACUUAGAAAAGAGCGAGAGCGGAGCUGCAAGACGUUCAGCGUCUGCGGAAGGCCCUUCUUCCGCUUCCACCGGUCGACCGCGGGGGCCAGAGAGAACUCCCGAGAAACCAUCAGAACGCCGUCGGCCGUCGAGGAGCCCCCGUCAGAAUUCUAGAAGUCUUCGUCGGAAACCUAAAAGUCCCCGUCAGAGUCCUCGAAGUUACCGUCAGGAUUCGAGAAGUCCCCGACGGGACUCGAGAACGACUGGACGCGAAAGUGCGAGACGGUCUCCUCGGAAGUCGAGGAGCUCGAAGAGCCCUCACCAGUAUCGGGAUGGUGUAAGUGAAGAAACCAUGGCUCAAGCGGAGGACUCUGUUCAGGGAGCGGCGGCACUUCAGCAGGAGGCGGGAAGUUCCCAUGCUGUGCUCAGAAACCUUAUGGAGCAGCCGAGGAGCUACGGCCACAGGAGCGUGGAACUGCCACGGCCGGCAGAGCCUCUGACGCAGGAGACUCUUCAGAAUGUCCCAGCAUAUCAGCAGGCAGCUGGCCGUCCUCAUGAGACUACUGGUGAUCUUCCGGGCGUUGCAGAACGUCUUAACGCCGAGAUUCAUCAGCAACCAAGGGCAGAGUGUCAUGAUCAGGGCCCCGCCGGACCGCAAGGAACUGAACAACUUCAUCAAGGCACGGAACUUGUGCAUCAUGGAACCGAGCAGCCUCGUCAUACCACAGAGCAGCUCCAUCAUGCUACAGAGCGACUCUAUUAUGGCACAGAGCGACUUCAUCAUGGCACCGAACUACUUCGUCAUGGCGCCGAGCAACUUCAUCAUGACUCAGAGCGACCUCAUCAUGACUCAGAGCGACUUCGUCAUGGCGCGGAACGGCCUCAUUAUGUCCCUGAGCAGCUUCACCAGGACACCCAACAACUCCAUCAUGACAUGGAAACGGCUCAUCCUGGCGCAGAUGAACGUCGACACGGACCUUCGCAUUCUCACCAUGACACCGAAAGAUCUUAUCGCGCAACGGAGAUACCUCAUGACGCUGCGGCAGCUCAUUACCAGACGGGAUCGCUUCCUCUCGACACCAGGGAAGUUCACUACGACUCAGAGACACUUCGUCCGGGAAUCGCGAGACCUGGACGUGGUGAGGAGGCUUUGCGCCUGGAGGUAGAGGAACUUCACGUCGGAACCGAAUACCAUUAUCAGAACUUCGAAAAACAGCAGAAUGUAGAGUGCGGUCAUGAUCAAGAGUGGCAACAGACAGCAGCUGAAGCCGUUCAUCAGGGAGACGCGGAUCCUCGUGAACUAGAUAGCUUGCUACAGGAGACAAGAAACUUUCAUGAAGGACAGGAAUCCAUUGGGAUGGCAAGACAUCAUCAAUCGAUCGCGGGCUCAUCUCAUUCAGACGUGAAACCAAUAGAUAUCGGAUAUGCAAACGAUCGCUUGGAAGCUGCCAGUUUCGCUAGGAGUCGCGAUAUUCCCCAACAUCACGCUCAGCAUGCUGCGGCCCAGGUGCCUCAACGGCAACCCGUGCCUGGUAGUGCGUAUCAAGGCGAAGAAGGUCCCUACCCCUCUCCCUGGGGUAGCUAUCAAACUCCUGAUUAUCAUGCCCAAGGUCCUGAUGCUCUUCAAGAUCGUUGUGAGCACCCAAACCAAGAGCAAGAGACCCACCAGCAAGUGAAGAGCCCUCACAGAGACACUGAGGGGGCCCACCGGAACACAGAUGAUCUCAGUAUGAAGUCGGCGUCUCCGCCUCCCGCCGUCGAGGGCCCCCUGGUUCACGAAGACGGCGCCAUGCAGGGCGCAGAGGACCCGAGUAAGAAGUCUGCAGGUGGAGAGGAAGACGUUCUCGAGGAGGCCCGAACCGGACUUCACUAUCGGAAGAAGCGUGCCUCAAACCUCAGCGCCGAUUCAUCGAUGAACGCAUCGACGGAGCAUCCAGUACCGGAGGUUCGUCCAGCUAUGGGCGCUGGCGGGAGUUCAGACAACAACGGCAGAGCGGCAGGGAACCGGAACGGCAGCAGUCCCACCUGCUCCAACUGCGGCAUGACCUUCCACAGUGCCGGGGAGAGGAUCGCCCACAAACGCUCCGCCGCCUGCCUGCGGGUGGGUCAGUGAGCGUCUCCGGGCCGUGUUGGCCGACGUCGCCGUCCGCUACUCCGCCGAGCUCCGGGAGAACUGCGCGGAGUCCGGCCACCCGGCGAGUCGCAGCGACCCAGACUCGGAGCUGGAGCUGCAGCUGACGCGGCUGGCGCUGCGACUGCAGCGUCAGCUCGUCUCUGAUCCGAGCGACGACGCGGUGGGGAGAAAACGGUCCCACGACGAGGCCGAAGAAGGCGACUCCAGCGAGUUGGCUGGGAAGCAAGUGGCGGAGAGCGGCAGCGACAAAAGGCGAAGGCGGUCCUCUGGAGGCCUCGCCACCGUGGAAGAACGCGAGGCGACCGUGGGAGAGGAUUGGAGUUCAGGUGUAGCUUGUUGGGAAGAUUAUGGGGAGAUUUUAACACAUUUGACGACGGGAGACCGGAUAACAAUGUUGAGCACGAAAAACACGGACGCAUGUGAAGGCGCAGCAUCGACGACUCGGAUGGUGUCUGGCGUUGGCAGCAGAAGAAUCGCCGUUGUCGAUGGUUCUCAGAUCCAGGAAGACAUUCAACCCCGGAGUAGGCAAGCUUCAACACCGCAUGGCCUGGUCGAUCUUGUUGGCAAGGUCCCGACGGACGAAGAUAUCGGCAUCGAGUGGAGACAUCAGAACCACCGUCCACCGGUCUCGGCUGAUAAUGCGGGGCUUCAGAGACUGCGGACAGCUGCGCCACAGGACUCCCGACCUAAACGGAUGUCAGCAAGCCCCAUCCGUUCUACUCGCAGCUCUCGUGCCUCCAACACUGGGCUCUUCGAGAACGGUGACCAUUCUGAUUCCGGAUCCCCGGGACAUGAUGACAGGCUGUGGGCAGAAGGAGAAUACCAGAGCUCUUGGGACCGUAAAGAACAGCAGCUGAACGAAUACCAUAGUCGUUUUGUAAGAUGUCAAGAGAAAAUGUCUUCUACUUCAAUGAAGGCCUGGUUAGAAAUACCAAAGCCCGAUAAUUUAACUAGCAGCAAUGCCUCCUCCGCCACAUCUCAUCUACCGUUGACACCUACCAGGGGCCAGCGACCUCCCCCGGCGUCCCCUCACUACAGUCUGAUUUCCUCGGAUUCCUUUCCUGAUGAAGAUGGGGAGCUUUCCCGGUCCAUGUUGCGAUGCUCACCGCGGGCACUGUCUUGUUGUGCACCGAUGCUGCCGCUGCCUUUUGUCGGAGAUGAGGCAAGAGGUCGUUGUGAAGAUGCCAAGACAGACGUCUCAAGGGCGUCCGAUGGAGACCUUGCGGAAGACAGUGACGACGCAACGACAGUGACGUAUUAUGGAGGCUGCAGCGGCGAGCGGGAAACAUCACGAGCUGAAGACGUUAAGGAUGAUGUGAUAACGGCGUAUCGAGGAGGAUUUCAGGCAGGCGCUGCAGGAUUUGACGUUGGCGAAGAGAUGGCGACGGCGGUUUUCGAUGAAGACCGUGGAAUUACAUGGGGCGAGGCACACGUCAGCGAUGGAGAUCACAUCCUCGCCACAACAUCCACGGAGUCGAGCUCGGAUAGCGCUGAUUCGCGCUUCGUCGUGUCGACCCUCUCUCCACAGCAAUGGCCCGAUGAUGAAUCUGAGGAGGCUCUGACGCCAAACUCUUGCAGGUCUUCUAGAGCACAGCGACCUCGUUUGGGCACUGUCUCGUCCGGCGCAUCGUCUGAUGAAAUCGCUCUAGUCAGGCCAUCUCCCGUCUACUUCGGGAUGCUAACGCCGUCGUCGCUAGACACAACUGAGACGCCGACGCCCUCAGCAUUUUCUACAGAAACCACUGAGAGUUCUGUGGACUCCUUAGUGGAGGACUCUGAUCUGGGGUGCUCUGAUCAGGAUCAGGAUAUAUGCGAAGGAGAAACAACUACGGAAAGUUCCUCAGAGCAAAGUGACGAGAUCGUCGAGCCACCUUCCUUAUCUGAUCAUCUCCCGAGUUUCCAACAGAUGUAUCCUUACUUUGAUCCGAACUUUUUGCAACUCUGCCCAGUGCCAGUUCCUUUCCCGCCGUUCUUCCCUUAUCCUUCGUUCACUUUAGGCCACCCAGCGGCAACGCCUUUCUGGAGCCGGGCCUUCACAUACCACUCUCAGCACCAGCGUCAGCCCGACUACACAGCAACGGAUGAGGAUGCCGAGGUGGCAGACAUCUUUGCCUCCGGCUCCCGUCAGUCGGCCGAUGAUGCUGCCUCUUCGGACACUGUUCGACUGUCGGAUUCCUACGCCAACCAGAGCACCCGUCGUAGAUGCUCCGGAGAGUCCAACGACUCUGUGCUCAGUGUAGAAAUCCUGGAGUGUCGGGACUUCGAGGGCGUGUCAUACCCAGACGAACCGGAUACGGCAUUGCUGUCCAACCAGCCCAGGCGGACCGACAUUGAGGAGGGCGUUGGGUUUGUGGCUGAAGAAGCUGUCCGGGACUUCGCUCGUGAGCGUGCAACGGAAGCGUCUCCGCGCGAUGAAGGAGUGGCUGUGAGGCAUUCCCAGGAACUCGAAGAAGAGGUGACUCAGACGUCAACCGUAGCGGCGCGGAACGUCUCCAGCGACUCUGGCGUGGAGAUCGUCGCGGUCUUUGAGCGCCGUUCACCGCGGGCCAGUGUUUCCCGGGCCUCUCCUCAGGCGACGGUGCUAUACCGAUCUGAAGAGGUGACGCAGCGUGGCAGAACUGACGCGCUGCAGGCGGGAAUGACCCGUGAUCCCGGGGUAGUGCCGUGCCAGGUGCUGCCGUCGGCGGAAGCCGGUCACGCGCAGGAGUUGACCUUUCGGGAUGACGUGUCAAUGUGCCAGCGGCGACGCUCUGUGAUCACCUCGACUUCAGACCUUUCUAGGCGGUAAGGUCAAGUCGGCGUUUGGCGCAGAGCGGAGCUGAAGAAGACUAGCUCUGCGCUGUCUUUGCUGACAUCACCUCCGGCGAGCGGCGUCUCUGACGCGACUGGUGGAAGGCUGCUGACUGACUGCUGACUGCUGGAGGACUCCGCGGGGGGACUGGCGGAUACUGCUGGAGGACCCCGCCGGUGGACUAGCGGAUAGGUUGCUGGUCUGGAGGACCCCGUGGAUGGACUGGCGGAUACUGCUGGUCUGGAGGAUCUGCUGCUGAUGCCGGACUUUUGAGGCAUACCAUGCAUCUGGCAGGCUCCCUGGCACUCGUCUGGCCCGGCCUGGGACCCGAGCUGAGCCGGUCGCCGUGGCCGAGUGGUCGCCAUCUGUCGGCUCUCGCUGCUGAGCUGGAUGUCACUGAAGGAGACGAGUCCCAACCAUUCGCCCUCCGCCGACAUCGGAUCUUCAUUCCCGGGAGACGCGCCGCGCGGUGUUACCCUCUGUUGGUGCCGCCCCUCACCGAUUCCUGCGCGAAAUGCUAUCUUUGCUGGGACCACAGCUGCAAUCACUGAUGUGUAAGAAGCGAUUAUUUUACUAUUUUUAUCCUUUGUCGCUUAUUUUUUACUUUGAUCACCGUGUACGUCUGCAUCGGACCUGGAUGAACCAUGCCAUUGUUUGUAAUACAUUACAUGCGUCACAUCUUCA
Molecule: messenger RNA, 7387 nt
Organism: Amphibalanus amphitrite
Lineage: Eukaryota; Metazoa; Arthropoda; Thecostraca; Balanomorpha; Balanidae
Product: mucin-19-like
Exons: 7
Coding region: 76-3891 (1271 amino acids)
Source: RefSeq, a predicted model, not a curated record